CAUACCUCGUCCAAUCCGAUCUUCAAACAGUCUUUUUUUGGUAUUCCGUACUGAUACAAGCGGUAGCGGACGAGGAUUUAAAAUUGUUUACUCUUAUGAGGAUAUUGUCUCACCUCUUGCGAUCGAUAAUGUGGGAACUGAAAUAACUAGCCCAGGCUAUCCUCAAGGGUAUCCAGAAAAUCUUUUCGAAACUUGGAACAUACCUUCUAUGCCAAACAAGAUUACAAAUAUCGUCAUUUUAGACAUCUUGCUACAUCCCGUGUCCCCGGCAGAGUGCACGAGGGAUUAUUUAAACGUUUUUGAAAUGUCUGCUUCUGUGUUUAACUAUAACCGAUCGUUAUUACUUUGGUGUGGUCAUUCUAUCCCUGAACCAGUCAGCUCAACUUUCAACCUGAGUCUUGUAUUCGUUACAGACAACAGCAGACAUGAAAGAGGAUUUAAGUUUGUCUACUUUUACUCGAUUUACGCAGAAAUUGAAUCCACAUUUAUAAAAAGCCCAAAUUACCCGUGGAACUACCCAUAUCAAUCAAAUUACAAUUGGACUGUCUCUCCUAGACGUUACUCGAUUACGAAACUCAUCAAAUAGUGUACCCCGCGCUUGGGACGAUUACACGGGUGAAAUAUUGAGUCCAAACUAUCCAUUAAAUUACCGCCAUAACCGUAAUCACAAUUGGACCAUACAAUCUAGAACUAACAAG
Physella acuta is the source of this 698-nucleotide messenger RNA. Its product is annotated as cubilin-like. Lineage: Eukaryota; Metazoa; Mollusca; Gastropoda; Physidae. The record is from RefSeq and is a predicted model, not a curated record.